AUGUUCCCUUGUGGUCCCAGGAUCCCCUGGGAAGGAAGCGGCCAGGCCGCGAGGCGCCCGGUGGGCGUGGAGGUGGGCGGCGUCCGACGUCCCCACGUGUCCCGGAGAGGAGAGGCAGGCGACCCUGUGAGGGCCCAGCGGGGAAGUCACCGCCUCAGGAUGUUGGUGAUCCUCAAGGUCUCUGAGAUGCCGUCUCUUCCCCUCGCGAUCCUGCGGGGCGUGCCUCUAAGGAAGAAAACCCUCUACAAAAGUGCGUGCCUGGCUCUGGCCCUCCUUGUGGCUGUCACCCUAUUCCAGCGCAGUGUGACCCCUGGCCAAUUUCUGCAGGAUCCUCUACCACCCACGCCGGGGCCACCCAAAACUGGAAAUGUGGUCAACCCCAACAGCUUCUGGAAGAGUUCAAAAGAUGUAGUGGCUCUCACCCCCUCAGCCCCUAGGGGACCCCAGGCCUGGGAUGUGAUUACCACUAAUUGUUCAGUCAACAUCAACAUGACCCAUCAGCCCUGGUUCCAUAGUCUUGAGCCACAUUUCCGGCAGUUUCUAUCCUAUCGCCAUUGCCGCUAUUUUCCCAUGUUGCUGAACCACCCGGAGAAGUGUGAAGGUGACGUCUAUCUGUUGGUGGUCGUCAAGUCAAUCAUAACACAGCACGACCGCCGUGAGGUCAUCCGACAGACCUGGGGACGUGAGUGGGAGUCAGCAGGGCAGGGCAGGGGUGCUGUGCGCACCCUCUUCCUGCUGGGCACAGCCUCCAAGCAAGAGGAGCGGACCCACUAUCAGCAGCUGCUGGCCUACGAGGACCGUCUCUAUGGUGACAUCCUACAGUGGGACUUCCUUGACAGCUUCUUCAACCUGACCCUCAAGGAGAUCCAUUUCCUUAAGUGGCUUGACAUUUAUUGUCCCAAUGUCCCCUUCAUCUUCAAAGGUGAUGACGAUGUCUUCGUCAACCCAACCAACCUGCUUGAGUUUCUGUCUGACCGGCAGCCCCAGGAAAACCUAUUUGUAGGUGAUGUCCUGAAGCACGCUCGGCCCAUCCGCAAAAAAGAGAACAAGUACUACAUCCCAUCCGUCAUGUACAGCAAGUCCACCUACCCGCCCUAUGCCGGCGGUGGGGGUUUCCUCAUGUCUGGGAACCUAGCUCGGCAUCUCCACCAUGCCUGUGACACACUGGAACUCUUUCCUAUCGAUGACGUUUUCCUGGGCAUGUGUUUGGAGGUGUUGGGAGUACAGCCCACAGGCCACGAGGGAUUCAAGACCUUUGGCAUCUCUCGGGUCCGAGGCAGCCGUAUGAACAAAGAACCCUGCUUCUACCGUGCCAUGCUUGUGGUGCACAAGCUGCUACCUGCUGAGCUGCUGGCCAUGUGGGAUCUGGUGCAUAGCAAUCUCACCUGUUCCCUCAAGUUCCAGGUGCUCUAA
Molecule: messenger RNA, 1413 nt
Organism: Cricetulus griseus (Chinese hamster)
Lineage: Eukaryota; Metazoa; Chordata; Mammalia; Rodentia; Cricetidae
Source: RefSeq, a predicted model, not a curated record